CGGGCGAGGACUGGAUCCCGACGGUCGCCGAGGAGCUGGUCUAACUGCUGCAAGCCUCCAGGAUGGCCAUCCAAUUCCGCUCACUUUUCCCCUUGGCCUUGCCUGGAAUGCUUGCACUCCUUGGCUGGUGGUGGUUUUUCUCUCGUAAAAAAGAGCACAUCGGCAGCCAUGACAAUCAGGUGGAGGCCAGCGCUGUGGAGCUGAGGGCCGACCCUGCCAUCGAGGACCGGGCCCUUGUGGAAGAUGCCUAUCCUGCAGUGGUGUGCUCGCCCCCCAGCGUCAGAUCGCCGGCUGAAAAGGAGCUGGCCGCUGUGAGCCCGCCUUCCAAAGAGCCUCCAGCCUCGCUGCGGGAACACACAGCCUGCCGUAGAUCAGAGUCUUCUGGCAGCCGCUCCAGUACCACGGACACGAGGUUUCGACCUGGGACAUGCAAAGAUGACAGUGCGAGAGUGAAAGCAGCCCAGAUGGGCGAUGAGGCCAGGCCCGUCCCUCCAGAGUGCUCCCUCCCAUCCCCAAAGGCUGUUCGGUCCCCCCAUGAAGCAGCUGAGGUGUGCAGGUCUGAGGCAGGGCGGGGCCCGCAAGGCCGGUCUGCAGCCUUCGCAGAGAAGCAUGGCCCCGGGGAGAAGGCGAGAGAGAUGGGAGCUGAAGGCACUGGCGAUACAGCGUUGGGAGAAGGUGUGCUGGAAGAAGGUGUGUUGUCCCCGGAGCGGGGCUCUGCAUUGCAGAGCAGCAAGGUGCCCAGUCUGGCCCCCUUGGGAGGAGGCGGGGAGGAAGGGAAGAGCAGCCUCCCUCAGGCGGAGGGGGCCCCAGCAGGGACGUUGCUGAGUAGCUUCACCGAAUCGGCUCCCGUGGAGCGGGCCAAGGGUGAUGAAACACCAGCACCCCGGGUCAGAGGUGGCCGAGCCGGGGACGGAGAACUGAGCAAAGAGGAGGCCUUGGAUGAAAAUGAGGAGAUUGAGCAGGCUGCCUUCCAGAUCAUCUCCAAAGUGAUCUCGAAUGCGACUGAAGAAGUGCUGGCUGCCACCAUGGGCAAGGUUGCAGGCUGCACGUAUCAGGCCUCAGCCGGUCAGCUCCAAGGGAAGGGAGAGGAGAGCCGUGCCCCACUCUGCCAGAAAACUGCCCUCGGGCCACAUGCCGCAGAGCCCACCCGGGCCACAGUGGAGGCGGCCACAGUGGAGUCAGCCUUGGGCCCAUCGGACGCUGCCCUCCCCUCACCAGGCCUGCCAGGAGAGGACCUGCCACCACCAAAGACCUAUGUGAGCUGCCUGACCAGCCCUCUGUCCAGCCCCACUAAGGACAUGAAGCCAAAGAACUCUGUGCACCACAUCUCCCUGGCCUCCUGCCCGCCACCACCCACCCCCCUUGGGGAGUCACUGGAAAACACAAGCAUCCUGGUGGGAGAUGCCGGCUGUGUCACCUGCAUGUCUGACGACAGCCAGGGUGUCCCUUCAGUGUCCUCCUCCGGGCAGUGCUCCGACUCCCUCAGCACUUCAGGGCUCGAAGACUCUUGUACAGAGACCAACUCAAGCCCCAGGGAGAAGGCCACCACCUCACCACUGCCGCAAAGUACUGUGCCCUUCAGCAAUGGAGUGCUGAAGGAGGAGUUGUCAGAUUUGGGGACUGAGGACGGAUGGACCAUGGAUGCAGAAGCAGAUCAUUCGGGAGGUUCGGACGGGAACAGCAUGGAUUCAGUGGAUGGCUGCUGUGGCCUCAGGAAGACAGACAGUUUCCAGAAGGCCCAGGCAGGCUCCAAUCCUAAGAAGGUCGACCUCAUCAUCUGGGAGAUCGAGGUACCAAAGCACUUAGUAGGCCGGCUAAUCGGCAAGCAGGGGCGGUAUGUGAGUUUCCUGAAGCAGACGUCUGGUGCCAAGAUCUACAUCUCCACCUUGCCUUACACCCAGAACGUCCAGAUCUGCCACAUCGAAGGCUCUCAGCAUCAUGUAGACAAGGCGCUGAACUUGAUUGGGAAGAAGUUCAAGGAACUGAACCUCACCAAUAUCUACGCUCCCCCACUGCCUUCUCUGGCACUGCCUUCUCUUCCAAUGACUUCUUGGCUCAUGCUCCCGGAUGGCAUCACCGUAGAGGUGAUCGUGGUCAACCAGGUCAACGCUGGGCACCUGUUUGUGCAGCAGCACACGCACCCUACCUUCCACGCACUGCGCAGCCUAGACCAGCAGAUGUACCUCUGCUACUCUCAGCCUGGAAUCCCCACCUUGCCCACCCCGGUGGAAAUAACGGUCAUCUGCGCAGCACCCGGUGUGGACGGCGCCUGGUGGCGAGCCCAGGUGGUGGCCUCCUACGAGGAGACGAACGAAGUCGAGAUUCGCUACGUGGACUAUGGCGGAUAUAAGAGAGUGAACGUAGACGUGCUCCGGCAGAUCCGGUCUGACUUUGUGACCCUGCCAUUCCAGGGAGCAGAAGUCCUUCUGGACAGCGUGAUGCCCCUGUCAGACGACGAGCACUUCUCACCUGAGGCGGAUGCAGCUGUGAGCGAGAUGACGGGAAACACAGCGUUGCUGGCUCAGGUGACAAAUUACAGUCCGACUGGCAUUCCCCUGAUUCAGCUCUGGAGUGUGGUUGGAGAUGAAGUGGUGUUGAUAAACCGGUCGCUGGUGGAGCGAGGACUUGCUCAGUGGGUAGACAGCUACUACUCAAGCCUCUGACCCCGGCCCCCGCAGCCCUCGAGUCUCUUUUGCACUGUUGAAACUGGGUUUGGCACUCAAAGCAAAGACUUUACGUCACAAUAACAAAUGUUGUCUUCCUCAGAAAGUCUUUUUUUCGUAUGGUAGUCGUGUUGAGGAGGUUUCGUCUCUGAGACAAGGAAGGAGCAGUGGGUUCUUUUUAAAGCCAUAGGAUGGUGUUGAACAAGCCAGGCGGGUUAACCUGUUCUAAGCUGUAAAAACACAUGGAAGGAAAACUCUCGACCAAGUUGUCCUGUUCCCCUCCGCUCCAUUCCUCUCUUCCUUCCCUGCUCCUCCCCUCAGACCAGCCAACUGGAGCAGACAGGCCAAGGGAUGUGUUGCUUGUUUGAAAGGGUUUCUUAUGCUUCACAGUCUUUCUUCAGGGAGCAAGACAUGAACUAAUUGGUAUUGAUUACCUGUACAGCUGACAUAAAUGGAUUUAUGAUGUUUCACCAGUUUUUAUGAACUUCACCUAGAUGUCUAAGGGGCAGACUUUUUAAUACAUAUGUAGAUACAAAGCAGCCGUUCCUCUCUGGCCUUGUCCGUGGGAGGAGGGGAGUGUUUGUUAUCUGUCCCGGCCUGGUUGUGGUUUGUAACCAUUUUCUAUUUGUGCAAGCUCUGUAAAUAUAUGUUUAAAAAAAUGUAAUAUUUUAUACAAGAUACACUGGAGAACAAAGGGAACUCAAGAUUUUUCCACACCCUAUGUCAUCCUUGAGCAGAAGUUACUUCCGCAGCAUCCAGCUGCCCAGCAGCGCCUCCUGCUGGGGCUCCUGUGCCGUCUGCAUACUGAACAGGGUGACGCUAUGAUACAUAUGUGAUCCG
Molecule: messenger RNA, 3503 nt
Organism: Molossus molossus (Pallas's mastiff bat)
Lineage: Eukaryota; Metazoa; Chordata; Mammalia; Chiroptera; Molossidae
Gene: AKAP1
Product: A-kinase anchoring protein 1
Exons: 11
Coding region: 63-2663 (866 amino acids)
Molecular function (GO): RNA binding
Source: RefSeq, a predicted model, not a curated record